Effrenium voratum is the source of this 1086-nucleotide messenger RNA. NCBI's taxonomy places the organism in Eukaryota, Dinophyceae, Suessiales, Symbiodiniaceae. The record is from the annotation of a GenBank genome assembly.
AGCUACGGGUGGACUGUAGAUAGCUGGCCCGGGGAUAGAUCCGCGGGCAACUGCAGAAUUGAGGCGCCAUGUCGCGGCACUCCAAGCACUCCAAUGACCGGAUGUUCUUCACCGCCAAAGAGCGGGCCGACGCGGGUUUCACGAAGACCCGCAAGGAAGUCAUGAGCACGGACUGUUUCCUGCCCUUCGGCUUCUGCUCGCUGACCUUGAAGGCGCCCAAGGACCCGGUGGUUACGCCCGAGGGGAACAUCUUCGAGCGGGAAGCGAUUUUGGAGUGCUUGCUGCAGCAGAAGCUGGACAUCCAGGCCCAGCAGAAGAAGUUUGAGGAGCAGGAAAGAAAAAAGGAGCAGAGACUUCAGAGUCUGGACAAGGAGGAGGAGCUAAAGCAACUGGAGGCCUUCACCCGGGCCGAGCAGGGCCUGCUAUCGGAGGACCAUCGCCACAAGCGAGCCCUCGACAAGGCGGCCCAGGUCAACGACGCCGCGCCACAGAAGAAGCUGCGGCAGGGCGAGCUGUUAGUCAAGGACAAGAGCCAAAUGCGAGCCAAGAGCUUCUGGACCAAGGAGUUCACGCCAACCGCGGCGCCCACAGAGAUAAAGAAGGUGGACGCCAUCACUAGAUGUCCGAUGACGGGGAAGAAGCUGAAGGUCAAGGACCUCAUCCAGGUGAAGAUGGAGGUGGCGGACCAGAAGCUCAUGGACCAAGGGGGUGGCAAGGGAGUCUACUGCUGCGCGGUCUCCAAGAAUCCCAUUGUCCAUCAGCAGGCGCUGCUGCUGAAGCCUAGCGGAGUGGUGAUCCUAGAGAGCGUGUGGAAAGACAUCGUCAGCAAGGAGAUGAAGUGCCCGGUGACGGGGAAGAAGCUGAAAGGAGAGGAGGAUCUCUUGAAGCUUCAGCGGGGAGGCUCCGGGUUCAGCGCCCACAACGACGUGGAAGCAAAGUCCUUCACCAUGAUCCGCAGCGCCAUCGGGGACAACCGCACCCAGCAGGGGCACCUGCCCCGCGCGGGCUAUGCGGGCCUCCACUGAUGCGGGCACGGUAGCGGCCUUCUCCGAGCCGUCGAAACAAGCAGACAAAAACACACUUUCG